UUCACGCUCUAAAGGCGUUGUUUUGUUUUUCGGAGAUUGUUCAUAAUAAUAUGACAACUGAGAGCUACGGAGAUUUUACAACACCAAACACUACGAUAACUAACGUGGUAGUCCAAGAAACAUCUGACUUGUUGAAUGUUAUCAUUCCAAUUGUUUCAGUUUGCCUUUUCCUAGCUUCUGUUGUAAUUACAUAUAUUAUUGAUGAUCCUGGUAUCAAAACUCUGAAAAAUAUUACACCUGAGGACGAUUUAAAGCCCAUAUCGGAAUCAGACAAGAAUCAUCUAAGGUAUCUUGCAGAACGAAAAUUGUACGUUGACACAAAGGGCCACACGUUUUCGGCGUUUACCCCGCAUGCUGCACCAGAAGCCACAGUGCAUGUUACACAUGACCAUGCAGAUAAUGCAGAGUGUGGAAGACGUCGAGCAUGUUCUGAGUCUCAUACUCCAAAUGUUGGUGAGAUCAACCCAGAAACACAGGUUGGACAUCCAUUUUAG
Trichobilharzia szidati is the source of this 494-nucleotide messenger RNA. The record is from the annotation of a GenBank genome assembly. Lineage: Eukaryota; Metazoa; Platyhelminthes; Trematoda; Strigeidida; Schistosomatidae.